CUCUAAAUUCUCCAUUUUGACUUCUUCGUCUCCGCAGUGUCCCGCGUCUACGACUCGUGGCAACGAUUUGUCCAGCUGCAGCUGCAACUCCGUGAAUUCUCAAAAUGGAAACGCCUAUAUUCAUCUUUCCCUCAAGCGAAUGUACAGAGGAUAGCGCGCCUAAGAAGGAUAUUCCUCCCCCGGAGGAAUUCUACAGGCUUAGGCUUAGUGAUUGUGAGCUCGCAAUUAUGGCUGACGACAAGGAGAGAUUUCUAGAUGCCAUCAAUGGAGAAAAUGGCAGCUUACCACCUACCGUGAGCCUAAGGAGUAUCAAUCUUGGUCUAUUUUUGAACGAUGCUUCAAAAUGUGCCGAAGCAGUGCUAGAAGGAAAAGCCAAACCACUGACUUCCAGUCACGCUUUCUUUUUUGAUGGGUUUUAUGAGCUUCACAAUGCUGCAAGAUAUCAGUCCCUCAAAAUCACGAGGUUGUUUGUUGAACAUGACAAAAAUAGAGCCAUGUCCAAUGCUAGAUGUGAUGCCAGGCUGGGUUUCUGUGAAGCUGAGGUGCUUCCUCUCCACAUUGCACUUGCAAUUCCUGCGAAUGGACUUGUCUUUGCUGAUUGGGUUGAUAGAAAUGGAGGCAGUGACGCCUUUAAGCUUAUCUGUAGACUUUGUGCUCCAAGUAUGAGGCACAGUUUGGAGAUUGCGAGAUUGAUCGCCCUGAAGACAAAUAAGAUUGAAAAGGAAGCCCUUAAUUAUGCAAUGGAAGGAAAAAUUGUUGAAUUUUCUAUUCUGUUGAUGGUAGCCUCUGAAAAAGUGCUGAGGACACCGGUCUAUCCAGAGAUUGAGGAUAAUGUACGUAAAAUGUUAUCAGGCAAAAUCUAUUUUCUGUUUUCGUUUUUGGCUGCAAUACUGGCUCAAAGUCAACAAAGAGGAAGUUGUAAUACAAGUGCGUUGCAAGAGUGCAUGGAGAAAAAGGACAAGCUUAAGCAAAUAUUGGUAUUGCUCCAAAUAUUUGAGACAAUCGGGGACAAACUUGCUAAGUAUCUUCAGUUGGAACAACCCAAACCCUCUUUUGUCGAGGUUACUCGACAAGUGGGUCACAUCUUUGAGGAAGGCGGCAUUCAUUCUCGGCUUGAGGUGGUAGAAGAGGAUCCAAUGAAUAAAACGUAUUAUCGGCAAAUAAUUGGUGACCCACAUGGAAUAGGUGAAAACGGUAUUGUGCAUAACGUUCUUCCAUCCCGAUUAUCCCUUGUUAAUCCUCUUCGCUAUGAUCUGAAGAAGUGGUCUGCAUAUACUAGAUCUCAGUUGCGUUCGAGUCGUGCCCUAUCGUUUGCAACUGUGGAUCGGGAUGUUCCUCCUAUUAAGCCUAUGAGGUACGCAAGGAAGUACGUGCCUCAAGUAUGUGAUCAGAAGUUAUCCAAACUCCUCUCUUGGGGGACUUUGACAAGGGCAUUGAAGCAUGCGUGAUUUGAUCUUUUAAGUUGUCUGUGUGUUGUUUUUAGGUGUCAGGAUGUCACUAUUUGAAACCCUUUCUGUAACAUUAAGCUGUCCAUCUUUAUUUCCAGCCUGAUUGUUUCAUAUGCUUACCAUGGAGUUUGAAACAAAUAAUUUAUCUUAUAUCAUGGAGUUUGAAAUAAAUAAUUUGUCUUAUU
Cuscuta campestris is the source of this 1633-nucleotide messenger RNA. The record is from the annotation of a GenBank genome assembly. Lineage: Eukaryota; Viridiplantae; Streptophyta; Magnoliopsida; Solanales; Convolvulaceae.